UGUUGCCAGGGCCCCUCGCCUUCUCUAAGUGUGACACUGCCACAGAGAACAGAGAGAAGCAGCAGAAUUUUAUUAAGCUUUUGAAGAGUGCGGAGUAGUGCCUUGAGAUCAGAACUUUCCCACAUUGCCUGUAUGGACACAUAGAAUCAGCGGCAGUGUCAGGAGCAAAUGGCCAGGUCAGGUGGAGUGCAGCAAGAAGAGUUGCAAAGGCUUCCUCAUGAAAGGUAGUGCCGAGUGCUGCUGUUGGGUCCUAACAACCCCAUUCUGUAGGGAUUGACAGAUGUAACAAUCCCAUUCAGGCUUGGGGAAGAGUGGAUAGAAUGUGUCCUGACAGAAAAGGAGGACCUGAGGGUUUUGUUUGACAGCCAGCUGAACACAAGCCAGCAGUGUGUCCCAUGGCCAAGAAGGCCAAUGGCAUCCUGACCUGCAUCAGAAACAGUGUGGCCAUCAGGACUAGGGAAGUGCUUGUCCUGCUUAAGCCCCAUUUUGAUGAUUUUGUGAAUCCUUCCUAUCACAUCACCCCAUGCCUUCUGCUCAGCGGCUGCAUCAGUCACUCCCUCACAGGGCUUCUGGUUAUUCUCUCCUUUUCCCCCUUCUUUAUAGUUUAAAGCCCUCCUCAGGAGGUCUGCCAUCCCCUCAGUAGGAACAUUUUUGCCAUGCUGUGUGAGACUGGGGCAGCGUAAGGCAGCCAGGGCUAGAAGCUUGUGGCUGCUGGUGUGACACACUCCUCCCCACUGCUCCCUACCCCAUGCUCACCUCUUCCUCCACCAAGGAAUCGUCAGGCCUGUGAGAAGCAGGAUUUACACUCAGUGGUAUGUUAUUUUUUAUCCUGUGCAUGACAGGAUUUGUUAGGUAAGGUUGAUUGUGGAUGUGAUGAUUUAACAUGGUCUUUUACAGCCUUAAUGAUUCUACAGUUCUGUGAUUUCCAUGCAUGUCACCAGCUGGGGAUGCAGGCUACUUGUCAAUGACUAUAGAAUCUCAUGAUACCAGCAGGCACACAGGUCCCUUCUGAUGAGUGGGUUGUUGGUCCACAGACCAGCUGAUGGAGACUGUGGUGUCCCUGCUGGUUCAGUAAGAUGUACUGGAGCUCGGGGGUGAAACCAGCAGGCGUCGUGUCCUGUCAUGGUGCAGCAUUGGUCAAGCUGCACAGUUUCAUGACUUAAGCCAAGACGAACCCAUGAUGUCUCUGCUUUGAGGACACCGCAAAUGGAGUUCCCUCUUGAAGAGCCUUUCCAUCCUUAGCCCUACCUUUGCCUAUGACACUUGGAGAGGCACCCCAGCAUGCCCUCUGCUUAGAAAGGGCUUGUGGGAUUUCUCCUUGAUGGUGCCUUGUGGGCCCUUCUGAGCUAGAUGCAAGUGCUGAAGGUGGUUCUGCUUAAGCCCCCUUUUGUGGAUGUUGUGAAGCCUCCCUGCCACAUCACCCCAUGCCUAGUCACUCUCUCACAGGGCUGCUGACUCCUCUCUCUCUCCACCAUAGUCCCUGAUCUAGAUCCCUACACCUGAAGUCCACCUAUCUGCAACAAACCCUUUGCUCUGCUUAAUGCCAUGGCUGUCUUCCUAUUUCCCACUCCCUGACAGUAAUGUCAGUGCUCAGGCUGUGAUGGGAGCAAGAGCUCCUGAGCACGGGAGCUUGCAGCUGCAGGAGGGCAGAGAUGAGGCUCUCACUGGUGGCUCCCGUGGGCACCGCAGGCAGCGAGCGGCCGAGCAGCUUUUCCGUGUGGCUCCGGAACGGCACUGCCGGGUCCCUCCUGCCGGGAUGCGCGGGGCUCGAGGCCGGGGCAGCGCCGGGAGGGCAGGGCCAGGAGGCUCCCUCCCUGCCUCCGGCUGCCGGGGCGCCGCGCUCCUCCGCUGCCCGCCGAGCUGCCCCGCGCCCCGCCCCGCGGCCGCCUCCUCCUCCGCCGAAGGGGCCGCGGCCCCGCGGGGGGCGGUGUGGGCCGGGCGUGGGCGGGCGGAGCGGUGGGCGCUGCCCCGGCGAGGGCCCGACUUGUGGUGCGGGCAGGAGCGGCCCGAGCUUGGCCCCGCUCUGCUGCUGUCCGCCUCCCGCCGGGCGCGGCAGGGCCCGAUGGCGGGCGGGCUGGGGCCGCGGCUGCUGGCCUUGGCCUUGGCCUUGGGGCCGGCAGGUGUUUGGGCUGAAUUGAAGCUGGUGGAGUCUGGUGGAGGUCUGCGAGCACCUGGAGACUCCGUGCAGCUCUCUUGCCAGGGAUCCGGAUUCAGAUUCCAAGAUUUUUCUGUCUGGUGGUACCGUCAGGCACUUGGUGGAAGCCUCGAAUGGGUGUCCUACAUUAACUUUGAUGUUAGAACAACAAAAUAUGGUAAAGCAGUGGAGGGCCGAGUCACAGCCUCCAAGGACAAUUCCCAGUCCAAAGCCUACCUGUCCCUGCGUGCCCUUCUACCCCAGGACUCAGCCCACUACUUCUGUGCAGUUCGCACAGGGACAGGAAACCCAGCUGCGCUUUAACAUAAACCUGCUCCCAGGGUCCCUUCCCUUUUCUACAUGUAUUGCUGCCACAGAGAACCGGGAGUAGCAGCAGAACCAUAUUCACAUGCUGAAGAGGGCAAAGAACUGCCUUCAGCUCAGCCCUUUCCCACUUUGCCCGUUGGGGCACAUGGGAUGAACAGCAGUGUCAGGAGCAAAUGGCCUGGUCAGGUGGAGUGCAGCAAGAAGAGUUGCAAAGGCUUCCUCAUGAGAGUAAGUGCCGAGCGCUGCUCUUGCGUCCUAACAACCCCGUUCUGUAGGAUUGAUGGACGUAACAAUCCCAUUCAGGCUUGGGGAAGAGUGGAUGGAAAAUGUCCUGACAGAAAAGGACCUGAGGAUUUUGUUUGACAGCCAGUUGAACAUGAGCCAGCAGUGUGCCCCUGUGGCAAGAAGGCCAAUGGCAUCCUGACCUGCAUCAGAAACAGUGUGGCCAUCAGGACUAGGGAAGUGCUUGUCCUGCUUAAGCCCCAUUUUGAUGAUUUUGUGAAUCCUCCCUAUCACAUCACCCCAUUCCUUUUGCUCAGCAGCUGCAUCAGUCACUCCCUCACAGGGCUUCUGGCUCCUCUCUCCCUCCACCGUAGUUCCUGCUCUACAGCCCUCCACUGGAGGUCCAGCUAUCGGCAACAAACACUUUGCUCCCCUUCA
This is a messenger RNA of Anas platyrhynchos (mallard), 3121 nucleotides long. The record is from RefSeq and is a predicted model, not a curated record. NCBI's taxonomy places the organism in Eukaryota, Metazoa, Chordata, Aves, Anseriformes, Anatidae.